Molecule: messenger RNA, 2406 nt
Organism: Grosmannia clavigera kw1407
Lineage: Eukaryota; Fungi; Ascomycota; Sordariomycetes; Ophiostomatales; Ophiostomataceae
Product: c2h2 transcription factor
Exons: 1
Coding region: 1-2406 (801 amino acids)
Biological process (GO): regulation of transcription by RNA polymerase II
Cellular component (GO): nucleus
Source: RefSeq, a predicted model, not a curated record
AUGUUGUUUGCGCAGGACACUACGCAGCAGCAUCUUGAUCAACAAAACCUCCAGUAUCUUCAGCAUCAGCAUCAGCAGCAGCAGCAGCAGCAGCAGAAUCAGCAGAACCAGCAGAACCAGCAGAACCAGCAGAACCAGCAGAACCAGCAGAACCAGCAGAACCAGCAGAACCAGCAGAACCAGCAUCCGUCACAACUCGACAAGCUGGGAGCGCUGAACGCGGCCGACUUUGACCUGGACGACUACCAUUCGAACCUCAGCCUGUCGUCAUCGCCCAACUCAGCACAGCUGUCGCCAUCCGUCGCCUCCAACGUCGCCUUUCCGGCGUCGCUGACAGCCUUUGGCGAGCGGGACCCGGUCCUUGUCCCAGCCUUCGACUCCGACCUCGUCUUUGACGACCAGGACUACGACUUUUCUAUGCUGGGCAGCAGCGACCUGACCAUGCAUACUGAGCCCUGGCUGCCACAUAGCCAGCUCGCUGCCGGCCGCUCGUUUGGCCGCAUUUCCCAUCACCGCGAGUCCUCGCUCUCGUCGCUCGGCUCUGCCUCUGCAGGCCCGGCCUCACCCUUUUCCCAGAACACGUCCAACCCGCACAUCGCCGUGACCGACCCCGCCGGCGACGGCUAUCCCAACAUGUCUCCCUACUACGACGACCCGAACUUCCAGCUCACCAAGCAGAUCGCUGCUGGCCCAAACGGUGCGGCCCCAGGCCCAGGCAGCCAUGAUGCCUUUUACGGCAACGGCCACCACGCCGCGUUUGCGUCACAAGACGGCGGGCUGCCCAUGCAACACUUUGGCAGCCUGCUCACAGUCAGCAGCAGGCAGAAGGCUGGUGGCGUCAGCAACAACGACCGCGGCUUUCUGCCGCCUCCCGACCUAGCCAUGGGCCCCAACAAGUCGCAGCCCGUGUCGGUGGCGAGCUCGAUUGCGAGCAACUCGCCCUCCACGCCAUCACUGGACCAGCCAGAUGAGGAGGCCAGGCGCCGAAAUGGUGAGAACUGUGCUGGUGAAAGUGGAAGCUGCGGUGGCGGUGGCAGUGCCGCGAUCUUGUCUGCCCCGGACGAGCUUUCCUUUGUGUUUGAUGAUCGUGAUGAAGACGACGAGUGCUCACUCUUUUUCAAUGACGCAGUGACCUAUUCCAAGCUCGACCGCACCAUGACGGACGCUUACGGCAACGACGAGAUGUACGGCUCCAACUUUGCCAUUCCGACUUCUGCUCCGUCAACGUCUAGUUCCCAUGGCACCGCGCCGCAGAACCAGGACAUCUUCGGCCAGAGGCUUCAGGCCAUCAACAGCCAGCACCUGCGCCAUUCUACCGCCAUGACGGGUGCUGGUCGCGAGAGGUCGCCUUUCCGCCAGGGCUCACCGCUGGCGCCAGCUCCCAGCCAAGAUUUUUCUCACGGAAACUUGCGCUUCGGCUCCCUCCGACAGCCUCGCCAGCAGCAGCAGCAGCAGCAGCAGCCGCCGCCGCGGGUUGUAGCAGGCCCUGAGCAGGCAUAUCGUGCCCAAAUGGUCGUUAACAGCCAAGACAACUCGCCGCCGCAGACCAUUUCGCCCAAGGAUGCUGUUCUCGAUUAUCACGAGGUGGAAUCUGAGAAUGACGCGUCAAACUUCUCGCUCUUUGCGCAGGGCAAUCCUCAGGGAUUUUCCGUCAACCAGAUGGGCAAGUCUGCUGUCAACACGAUGAGCAACGCCUACCCUGCCAUGGCUGACCAGGGCUUCAACUUUCUGCCGCACAUGGCCGCCGGCCUGCAGCAGAUGCCACAUCCGAUGCCACAGCAAAUGCCACAGCAAAUGCCACAACAGAUGCCGCAGCAAUACCCAUUUGUCGCGCAGCAGGCGAGCCAAGCAAGCCAAGCGAGCCAGGCCCCCAACCCACAAGCGCAGGCCAACAACGCCGCCAUCUCGAUGCAGCCAGCCCCAGCGAACGGUGGACCUUCAGCAGCAGCCGGCAACAUCAGCAUGCAGCGCCCUCUCGGUGUUGCCGCGGACGGUGGCACCUACACCUGCACAUAUCACGGCUGUACGCUGCGCUUCGAGACGCCGGCACUUCUACAGAAACACAAGCGUGAAGGUCACCGCCAGACCAACGCCCUGGUUGGCGUACGCAGGAGUGAUGGGCCGCUGUCAGCUGGGCUGCAGAAUACCCAGGCUGGCCCGCACCGGUGCGAGCGCAUCAACCCAAGCACCGGCAAGCCCUGCAACACGGUCUUUUCGCGCCCUUACGACCUGACACGACACGAAGAUACGAUUCACAACGCCCGCAAGCAAAAGGUGCGCUGUGCUCUCUGCACGGAGGAGAAGACUUUUAGCCGUGCCGAUGCUCUGACCCGCCAUUUCCGUGUCUGUCAUCCGGACGUGGAAUUACGCGGUAAACAGCGUAAGCGGCUUGCGAACGUCGCCUGA